This is a messenger RNA of Cyclocybe aegerita, 1023 nucleotides long. The record is from the annotation of a GenBank genome assembly. NCBI's taxonomy places the organism in Eukaryota, Fungi, Basidiomycota, Agaricomycetes, Agaricales, Hemipholiotaceae.
AUGUCGACCACCCACCCGAAGACGGCUCACUAUGUUCCUGCACCUCCGACAAAGGCAGACUUGGACUAUGCAGAUCUUCCUAUCAUAGAUUUCGCCAAAAUCGACACUUAUGAAGGCCGCAAAGCUCUUGCAGAGCAGGCUCGCAACGCUAUGUCGAACCAGGGAUUCUUCUAUGUCAUUAAUCAUAGCUACACUGCUGAACAGACCGAAAGAAUAUUCGAUAUUGCCGACGUGCCUUUUUCUCAAGUGAGCGAGGAGGAAAAGAAGGUGUAUGUUGCCAAGAUGAAGGAGAACGGAUCGUACCAAGGCUAUAAACCACGUCAAUAUUGGUAUAUCGAUGGAGGCGUGCGAGAUCAAUUGGAACACUACAAUAUCAACAGAGACAUCACUAAGCGCGAACAUCCGAAACCAUUGCGCCCCUUCUUGCCCGAGAUUGCGGAAUUUGCUCGAUACAACCACGAAAAAGUUCUCCAUCCCAUCUUACGGCUGCUCGCUCUAGUCCGGUUUAUGAAAUACUACCCAAGAACAGAAGAAGAGGAAAUCAAGUCAAAAAAUGUGUGGUUGAAGGGGCACACAGACUUCGGGACCAUUACAAUUCUGUACAGUCAACCCGUCGCAGCGCUCCAGAUCUUGACCAAGGAAGGAUCAUGGAAAUGGGUCAAGCACAUUGAGAACGCUCUUAUAAUCAACGCGGGAGAUGCUUUGCAAUUUCUCUCAGGAGGAUUUUACCGAGCGACGAUCCACCGGGUGAUUCAACCGCCUCUUGAUCAGCGACAAUACACGCGGCUCGGUGUAUUCUACUUCUGCUUGACAGACGACGAUGUUUCUCUAGAGCCACAGCUCGAAAGUCCUGCACUUCAGCGCGUUGGUAUUACUCGUGCGUUCAAUGGCGCCGAAGCUCCGAAGAUGAUGGAGUGGAGGAGGGCCAGGACGGCUGCGUAUGGCCGGUCUGAACUUAAACCGGCUGAUAAAGGGGUGGAGGAAGAGGUUCUCCAUGGAGUUGUUGUAAGGCACUAUAACUGA